Messenger RNA from Medicago truncatula (barrel medic), 1544 nucleotides. RefSeq names its product mitochondrial uncoupling protein 2. Lineage: Eukaryota; Viridiplantae; Streptophyta; Magnoliopsida; Fabales; Fabaceae. Bases 213 to 1115 code for a protein of 300 amino acids. The transcript has 9 exons. Gene Ontology annotation, biological process: transmembrane transport. The record is from RefSeq and is a predicted model, not a curated record.
GGCUAAGUUGUUAAAGUUAGUAGAGUGAGAACAUAAGUGAAUUAAAUUACUACAUCAUCAUCGUCAUCAUCACAUAUAUAUUGACUGUAAAGCGGUGUAGUAACUUAUUGCAGCAACAACAAGAUCUAACUUUAAUUUAACCGAAAGCAAUCGUUUUCAUUUGAUGCUAUUGCUUCUACUUUCACAAAUCUUCUUCGCCAUUAACAACAACAAUGUCAAUCUCAGAUCCCAACCAUAUUACCUUCGCUCAAUCCUUCCUCUGCAGCGCUUUCGCCGCUUGUUUCGCUGAGUUUUGUACUAUUCCUCUGGACACGGCGAAAGUGAGACUUCAACUACAAAAGAAAGGAGGUGUUGGUGAUGAUGGAAUGGGUUUACCUAAAUAUAAAGGUUUACUUGGAACUGUUAAAACUAUUGCUAGAGAAGAAGGUGUUUCUUCUUUAUGGAAAGGCAUUGUUCCUGGUUUACACCGUCAGUGUUUGUAUGGUGGUUUAAGAAUUGCCUUAUAUGAUCCUGUGAAAACUUUUCUUGUUGGUGCUGCAUUUGUUGGAGAAGUUCCUUUGUAUCAUAUGAUACUUGCUGCUCUUCUAACUGGUGCUUUGGCAAUCACUAUCGCUAAUCCGACAGAUCUAGUCAAAGUUAGGCUUCAAUCUGAAGGCCAGUUGCCAUCUGGGGUACCCAAGCGCUAUUCUGGUGCUAUGGAUGCAUAUUCUACCAUAUUGAGACAAGAAGGGUUAGGGGCCUUGUGGACUGGACUUGGGCCUAAUAUAGCACGGAAUGCAAUUAUAAAUGCUGCUGAACUAGCUAGUUAUGAUCGAGUGAAACAGACGAUUUUGAAAAUUCCAGGAUUCAUGGACAAUGCCUUUACUCACCUCCUAGCUGGCCUAGGAGCAGGUCUUUUUGCUGUCUUUAUCGGUUCUCCUGUUGAUGUGGUAAAAUCCAGGAUGAUGGGGGACUCAAGCUACAAAAACACAUUUGACUGUUUUCUCAAGACCUUGUUCAAUGAGGGAUUUUUGGCCUUUUACAAAGGCUUUCUUCCAAAUUUUGGUCGAGUAGGAGUUUGGAACGUGAUUAUGUUUCUUACCCUUGAACAAGCCAAGAGAGUUUUUAGAGGAUAGAUAUUGUUACUUUUCACGACGAUUAGAUUCAGCAAUCAGAAACGCAGUUUCUUUCUCGGACGAGCGCUAGCUACCAACACUUUUGGAUUUGCUGCGGCAGAAAGAUUUUAUUUCGUACUUCUGCCAUGCGGAUAGAAGUCAUGCCUCAUAGUCAUAUGUUCUUCGUAGUCGAAUAAAACGUCGGAUUACAUUUAUAUUUGUUUCCUACGUGCAUGUGGGUAGUGGAUGUACCAUUCAUAUAUUCUUUAGCCAAUGAAUAUGCCGUCAAAUUACAUUCCCUUUAUAGGUGUACACUGUAUUGUAUUAUGACAUGUCAUUUUUUCUGGGAAAUACAUUACUUUUUCCCAACUCAGUGAACAGACCAAUGAAAUGUAACAUGUAUAAAGACCAAUUUAGAGUUUAUAUAAUUUAUUUCUCUAUUCAAUCAAA